AUGGCUCCAAGAGUUCUGCGCGGAAUUGUAAGAAGGAAAUUGACGAAACUAUUGGAAUUUUUGCUUACCAACUACAUGAGCUACAGUCAGGAUUAUACGCCUUUUAUAUACACUACUGAAUCACUGCCAGAAAAGGGCUUCCUAGUACCGUACUCUGCGCCCGGCCGUGAAAUUCAGGGUCGUGAGGCCGUCGCCUACCUAACUUUCAUUGUCGAUUACUACGAGAGUCUACCGGACUAUCUAGUAUUCAUCCAUGCCAACGAGAACCAAUGGCACAACGACUUAUUUGGCGGCAAAACUAGCAAAACCCUGAAGAACUUCCGUUAUCAAGGUGCUGAUUCCCAAGGUUAUGUUAAUCUACGCUGCUCUACCGAUCCUGGCUGCCCUACCAGUGUGAAUCCACGAGAUCCCACCCUACAAGAUACACGCCACAAGGAUGUACGAUUAUAUCUAGCGGAUAUCUAUAUGUACCUGUUUCAAGUUCCUUACGAAAGUGUUCCAGAGCAUAUUGGCGGAGUGUGCUGUGCGCAGUUUGUAGUAACGCGGGAACAGGUCUUGAAAAGGCCCAAAACAGACUAUGAGAGGAUGCUGAGCUGGGUAUCUGGUACAAGAAUUACCGACAGCUUUGGGGUAGGGUGGGUGAUGGAGAAAGUCUGGCAUGUUGUUUUCAAGAUGGAGCCCAUCUAG
Messenger RNA from Trichophyton benhamiae CBS 112371, 687 nucleotides. RefSeq lists its product as uncharacterized. The transcript has a single exon. NCBI's taxonomy places the organism in Eukaryota, Fungi, Ascomycota, Eurotiomycetes, Onygenales, Arthrodermataceae. The coding region runs from base 1 to 687 and encodes 228 amino acids. The record is from RefSeq and is a predicted model, not a curated record.